CUGGUGUACACACCACUCUGGCAGCUGCUAAUAGCAACGCCCGUUACCCACUAGCGACAGCGCUCGGUUGAGCAUAUCUGCUUUUGUAUGCUCUCGUUAUAGUCCGACCGAUAGUUUCCAUCCGAGACCAGGGAUCGAAGCAAUGUCCACGAAAGAAGAACAAGAGACCCUUCGUCUCCUUGUUCAGCAUGUCUCUCGCUCUUUCUACGAGCCGAAAUAUAUUGUAAUAAUGGAUCAGCUAGCUAGACAUCCAGUUCUGAAAGAUGACGACUUGGCAGGAAGGAUGGGCCUCCAGGCGAAAGAGCUCAACAAGCUCAUGGCAGUUCUCAAUAAUGACCGGUUGAUUCGGGUCCAUCGUCAGAAUGAGCUGAAGGAGGGGGCCCAGCGGUCUGUGGGCAGGGCUUACUACUACAUCGACUACCAGCAUUUCUGCAAUGUGGUCAAGUGGCGUGUAGCGGAAAUGCGACGCAUUAUUGAUAAUUCGCUUCGAAACGAACUCGAUAAUAAAGGGUACAUCUGCCCUCAGUGCAACAAGUCCUUUACACCUUUGGAGGUCGACAAACUCAUCGACUUCUCGCGUGGCGUUUUCAUAUGCGAUGAUUGCAAGGGGGAGUUGGUCGAUAAUGAAAAUGCGGAGAGCGUCAGGGGAAGUCAAGAUCGAAUGCAGAGGUUCAACAGGCAGAUGGCUUUCAUUCGGGAAGGGCUGAGGAAGACCGAGGACAUGGUGUUACCUGCGUUUGACGUUGAAGCAUGGGUUAGGAAUAACCUGAGCGAGGCCGAGAAACAACGAAAUGCCGACGCAGGAGCCGGGCUUAAGAUCGCAGGCUCAGGCCCCAAGACAGAAGACGCUGGCAUUGGUGUGGUUAUGUCUCUUGACAAAGACGAGGAGACGCGGAUUCAGGAGAGAAACGCUGAAGCAGCAGCCAAGCGGCAGCAGAAUUUGAUGCCGUCUUGGCAUCUCAAGAGUACAAUUACGGGCGAUCUGACUGCAUUGGGUGAGGCUGAGAACAAUCGAGCACCUAAUGGCAGUAGCUCUCUACCAGGAGGCACCGUCCUUAGCUCAAACGAUGCCAUCUUGAGAGGGUUGGCCCCGUUGAAUCCGACGCCGACCGCGCCUGUAGUAGAGGACAUCAAGCCAGUGCAGACGCAAGAGGCAGAUUACUAUGAUCAGUACUAUGCCUCUCUUGAGGCUUCAAACGCAGCGUCUUCGCAAGGUACACCUUCGGCAUAUGGUUACAGCAACGGGGUAAAUGGCGCCGACGAGGAAGAAGAGGAUGUGAAGCCUUCCAUUGAAUAUUUGGAUUCAUUAAACGAAUACAGAAAGCGAUCCAGACCGGAGCAGGUCGAUGUUGCUGCGGAGAUGAGGAAGUCGGCAAGGCUGGAUGAGGAAGGAAACCGGGGAACGUACACCGUUGAGGCAGUUGCUCCUGUGGAAGCAGCCGCAGAAGCUGCGGAAAUAGAAGUAGAUGCUACAGAUGACCCCCUUGUGCAAGUAAAUGGCCAGCCUGUCCGAUAUUCAGAGGUCACAGAGGAACAUCAAGAGAUGAUGACCCCCGAGGAGUACCAGGCAUACUAUGAGAUUAUGCAAGCCCGGUCAUAGCAUGCGGCUUGGGUUGGAAGCACCAUUGGACUUGGACUUUGUAAAUAUUGUACGUUGCAAUCUGGAGCCGUCCGUGG
Molecule: messenger RNA, 1677 nt
Organism: Gloeophyllum trabeum ATCC 11539
Lineage: Eukaryota; Fungi; Basidiomycota; Agaricomycetes; Gloeophyllales; Gloeophyllaceae
Exons: 7
Coding region: 143-1600 (485 amino acids)
Biological process (GO): transcription open complex formation at RNA polymerase II promoter; transcription initiation at RNA polymerase II promoter
Cellular component (GO): transcription factor TFIIE complex
Source: RefSeq, a predicted model, not a curated record